Struthio camelus australis is the source of this 1459-nucleotide messenger RNA. Lineage: Eukaryota; Metazoa; Chordata; Aves; Struthioniformes; Struthionidae. The record is from RefSeq and is a predicted model, not a curated record.
UCCUCCGUGGCCCAGAGGCCCACGUGCCCCUUUCUUUUCGAGGGGCCGAGCAGCGUCCGAGCUCCCAAAGGCUCGGUGGGGCUGCGGGAAGCUCUGCGACCGUGAUGGGGAAUGCCUCAACCUGGUCUGCUGCUCGCUGCCUCCUUUCAGGGAGCCAGACCUAAAAAUGGUCCCAGCAAGGAGGAGGCAGGGUGUUUGCUGGCCCCAGCAAGGUUAACAAACCCUUUCGUAUCCUCACUGACGAAAUCUGGCAGAGACGAAGAAGAGCUGAGAAAGUCCCUCUCGGAGCUGGCUGACCCCAACCCCAAGUCCAUCAAGCGCAUCAGCAGCUGCAGUAACCCCUUCCUGGACUUCUCGCAAGACCCCAGCAUCGCCACCUACAAGCACGGACUGUUAGUGCGCAAGAUCCACGCUGAUCCUGACUGCAAGAAAACCCCCCGCGGCAAGCGUGGCUGGAAGCCGUUCCACGCCAUCCUGAAGGGGAUGAUUCUCUACCUGCAGAAGGAGGAGUAUAAGCCAGGGAAAGCACUGGCAGAAGAGGAGCUGAAGAAUGCUAUUAGCAUCCACCACUCACUUGCCACACGGGCGUCUGACUACAGCAAGAGACCCAAUGUCUUCUACCUCAGGACAGCUGACUGGAGGGUCUUCCUCUUCCAAGCCCAGAACCCGGAACAGAUGCACUCCUGGAUCACACGCAUCAAUGUGGUGGCAGCGAUGUUUUCUGCGCCUCCCUUCCCUGCAGCCAUCGGCUCCCAGAAGAAGUUCAGCCGCCCGCUGCUGCCCAGCUCCUGCACCAGGCUGUCCCAGGAGGAGCAGGUGAAGAGCCAUGAGACCAAGUUCAAGACAAUGUCAGCGGAGCUGGUGGAGCACCGCUCCUCACUGCCAGAGAAGAAGGUGAAGGGCAAGGAGUACGAGGAGCUGAAGCAGAAGGAAGAGUACCUGGAGUUUGAGAAAUCCCGCUACGGCACCUAUGCCAUGCUGCUGCGGGCCAAGUUGAAGGCCGGCUCUGAGGACCUGGCGGCGUUUGAGUCCACACUCUUUGAUGCCGCAGGCAGUGAGGACGAUGGCCUAAAGAAGUCUCGCUCCAGCCCCUCCCUCAACAUGGAGCCCCCCAGCACAAGUACCAAGGUCAAACGCAAUGUCUCGGAGCGUGCCAGCCGCCAAACCCCUGGCCACCCCCAGAAAUCGUAAGUGAGGGGCAUCAGCCACCUGCGCUGCAGCUCCGGUCCUGCCACCAGGUGCUGGGGUGGACACCAAGUGCCCGCUGAGCGCCUGCACCAGUCCAUCCUUCUUGGGCAUACACCGCAGGGCGUAACAGCCCUCAGCCCGCUGCUGGCCCCAGCCGCACAGGUCUGUGGCCCCCUCCGGCCACGUCCCGGCCCCUCUGCUGGAGGUGGGUGCAGAGCAGGCCCAUUUCCCACCCUGGCCUGCAGGAGUUGCCCAUUGGGUUGGCUCCAGC